GAUCACAUUGACCUGGCAUCCCUUUUCCGGGAAUGGCGGGCCGGGAUGUCAGCUCGUGACAAAGUUCUGGGGAUGCUCCGAGUGACUGCUGAGUGGUCAAUCAUCAAUGAGUCGCCAAAUGCCAAUGGCUUCCAAAUCUGUGUUGAACACUGUUGACAUCAGGCUGGCCAACUUUCAAUGCUUCAGUUCCAAAGACGCCUUGGCUUCGGUAGCUCCUCAGUUCCUCUGCUGAGGUGUUCGUGAAAGGUUCCACAUUUGGGGCGUCAGACGAAGUUGUCGUUUAAAUCAGGUGGGGGAUGCGUAAGGGUUUCGGAGCUUGUACUUGGAUUGUUCCCCGCUCCGUCGAGGUAGCCAGCUCAGCAAAAGUGGAGUCAGGGCGACAAGCAUCUGCUGUGUGCAUUGCUGUCAACUUGCUGAGCAGAUCUAGGGGCGGAUCUCUUUAUGGUGUCAAUAGCUUGACAUCUCAUCAAGCCACCUUAAUGGAGGAGUCAUGAAUCCGUUUUUGCACGGGCCGAGAUCACAUAGUGGGCUUCCGGAGUAACUACUCCAGAUCUUCCCGGCUGUCUCCUUGGAUUUGAGUUUCAGGGACUUUGCUUGGUUGGCAAAAGCAGUAAAUGAAUAGUCCGCCUCGGAGGACAGUCGCAGGCGUUCGCAACCGAUCCAGUGACUCGCUUUCCACAUUGGGGGGCUCAGGCAGCACUGAGACCCUUUUCCGGAAGAUCAGCAUUCCGGAAGCGUCAGGGGAGGGAGUCACAAUGGUCGUCGCUACGCCCAACAGUGUCAGGAGGGGCCAAGGCCGCCCCAAACCAGACCAACUGAAGCAACUAGAAAAGGGAGCCUCCUCCGGCGCCUCAGAUUCCGAAGAUGAGGAAGCCCCCAACGAGAAGCAACGGCUGAUCUCCCCCCUCGGCGCAAAGACGCCCAUUUCCUGGCUGUCGCUCUUUGCUAGCAAGUCUUUCAUCGCUGGCGCUGCAUACACAUGCUCGUCAAUUAGCAUGAUUCUGCUGAAUAAGCUGGUGCUCUCGGGGUUCGGGUUUGACGCACCAAACGCGCUCAUGUUUUUCCAGAACUCGAUUGCGGUGAUCAUUGUUGGCACGCUCAGUGGUUUGGGGCUGGUCCACACGGAGCGCAUCACGUGGCGCCUCGUGCGGAUAUGGCUGCCGGUCAACCUCAUAUUCGUGGGCAUGCUGCUCAGCGGGUUCAAUAGUCUAAAGUACAUGCAAGUUGCGAUGGUCACCAUCUUGAAGAACACAACCAACAUCCUAACCGCGGUCGGGGACACCCUCUUCUUUGGGAAGCGGCAUAAUCGAGCCACGUGGGGCUCACUGGGGCUUGUGAUCUUGUCGGGAGUGGUGGGAGGUAUCACGGACCUGUCCUUCAACCCGCUGGGUUAUAUGUGGCAGGUCAUCAACUGCUUUUUCACAGCCGGGUACUCGCUGUAUCUGCGGAAGGCGAUGGACACGGCGAAGGCGGCGACCAAGUCCGGCACGCUCAACGAGUACUCCAUGGUCAUGCUCAACAACUUGCUCAGCUUGCCGCUCAUCCUAGUUCUCGUCUGCCUCACGGACGAAGUCUCGCGCCUCAGGGCCUCGCCGUUGCUGGUGGUUCCCUCGUUUUGGGUGGCCGCAUUCUUCAGCGGCCUUUUGGGGCUAUCCAUCAGCUUCAGCUCCCUCUGGUUCCUACAUCAAACCAGCCCGACCACUUACAGUUUGGUGGGCUCAUUGAACAAGAUUCCGCUCUCGGUCAUGGGCAUCUGGUUCUUCAAUGCGCCCACGACGUGGCCGAACCUGGGCAGCAUUGCUGUCGGUCUCCUUGCUGGUAUCUUGUUCACUCGGGCAAAGAUGAUGGGUUGAAAGUAGGACGGUACUGCCAAUCAUUGGGUUUUUCAGUUUGUUCAGUGUAUGUUCGAAUACUGGGUCUGGUGAAAGUUCGAGUACUGGUGACCUGGGGACUCUGAUGCAGCUUCAGAAAAUCCUAACCAAUACCGUAGGUAGCCAUACAUACUUAACCACAUUGUCCCCUUUGUCUUGGUUGCCAUCGGCGUAAACGUGUCACUGGAAGACAAAGAGCUUGAUGCUGUUUGAUGCCGAGGGAGGUCGGAAUCCUGCUUUCACUACGCGGCAGCAAGUGGACAUGCAUCAUACUUCGACAGAUGUGCCCGUGUCUAUUAGGAAAGCCGGCGGGUGGUCUUGCAUGAAUCUGAUAAAAACUGCUCAGCAAUUUUGGCCUG
Molecule: messenger RNA, 2230 nt
Organism: Klebsormidium nitens
Lineage: Eukaryota; Viridiplantae; Streptophyta; Klebsormidiophyceae; Klebsormidiales; Klebsormidiaceae
Source: the annotation of a GenBank genome assembly